AUGUGGUUUUACCUGUCUUCUACGACGUGGAUCCAUCCCAUGUUGCGGAAGCAGACAGGAAGUCUUGCAAGGGCAUUUGCUAGACACCAAAAAUCUCAACACCCGAAGAAGGUGAAGGCAUGGAAGGACGCACUUGCAGAGGGUGCAGAUCUGGCAGGGAUGGUCUUACAAAAUCAAGCUGAUGGACACGAGUCAAAGUUUAUCAACAAGAUUGUUCAAGUGAUAGGAGAAAAACUAAGGCAUAGACCCCUAAGUGUUCCCCACAUCAUGAUCGGAAUGCAUUCUCGAGUCAACAAACUUAAUUUAUGGUUACAAGAUGGAUCAAAUGAUGUUGGCAUACUUGUAAUUUAUGGCAUGAGUGGAAUAGGGAAGACAACCAUUGCAAAGUCUGUUUAUAAUUCGAACUUUGGAAGGAUUAAUGAGAUUGAAGAUGCAAUAAGCUCUAAGAGGGUUCUCCUUGUUCUCAAUGAUGUGGAUCAUAUGGACCAAUUAGAUGCAGUACUUCGGAUGAAAAAUCGAUUUUGUUCAGGAAGUAAAAUCAUAAUAACAACUAGGCGUGCAAGAUUGUUAAAAGCUCAUCAAGUUACUAAGGUGCAUGAAGUUGAAACUUUGCAUUACAAGGAAUCAUUGAAGCUCUUUAGUUGGCACGCUUUUGGUCAGGACCAUCCCAUUGAAGGUUACAUUGAAUAUUCGCAAAAAAUAGUGGAUCUUUGUGGAGGACUUCCAUUAGCUCUUAAAGUUUUAGGUUCUUCUAUGUACUCGGAGGAUAGUAUAGAUGUAUGGAAAAGUGCACUGGAGAAGUUAGAAGCCAUUCCAAAUGGUGAAAUAGUAAAUAAACUAAGAGUAAGCUAUGAUUCUUUGCAAGAUGACCAUGAUAGAAAAUUAUUCCUCCACAUUGCUUGUUUCUUUAUCAGAAAGGACAAAGACUACAUUGUUAACAUCCUAGAUGGAUGUGAUUUCCAUACAAUUGUUGGCAUUCAAAAUCUCAUCGAUAGAUGUUUGGUGAGUAUUGAUGGUACAAGAUACAACAUGAAAGGUCUUAGUUAG
This is a messenger RNA of Prunus persica (peach), 1047 nucleotides long. Its product is annotated as TMV resistance protein N. Gene Ontology annotation, biological process: defense response; signal transduction. The record is from RefSeq and is a predicted model, not a curated record. Bases 1 to 1047 code for a protein of 348 amino acids. NCBI's taxonomy places the organism in Eukaryota, Viridiplantae, Streptophyta, Magnoliopsida, Rosales, Rosaceae. Gene Ontology annotation, molecular function: ADP binding. The transcript is spliced from 3 exons.